AUAGGUUGAACGACGUGUGUGUGUGCGCGCGCGUGUGUGUGUGUUUGUGCUAAAUUUGGAAUCCGCGCAAAUCGGCGUUGAUUCGUUUGAAUCUGAGGAACCGCCCCUCUGGCCGCACUCACUUUCGCAUUUAAUGAGCGAAACCAGUUCAAUAUCUCAAUAUCUUAAUCCAAAAAAAGCACACAUAUUUUUGCUGAGGUAAUGGAUUCUUCUGGCUGCCGAAUGCGUGCAACAUAAACAUCAAAAAUCGUUCGAAAAAUCGCGCCGCGUGAUUACAUAAAGAGCCAAAGUCAGUGAGCCGCGCGAAAACCGAAAUCAUCUGUCCACCGAUCUUCGAAACAAAAAAAAAACAACCUGCAAAGCGCAAUCCGAUUCAGUGAGCAACUUCAAAGCAGACGAGGAGGGGACAAACCCGAGUUUUGGAGAAAGUUUGUUGUGUGAUAAUUAGCCAAGAAAGAGGGAGCAGAGGCAGAAGCCGAAACCAAAAAAAAAAAAAUACCUGGCGGUUACAUCAGAAAAAGCCACGAAAGCCACCGCCGGGUUGAACCUUCAAAAAGCGCACGAGAAGAAACCAAAAUCAACCCGAAAAGACUGACGUCACACGAUGACGAUGGGCAACAUGCGGCCGCUGAAGAUCACAACCGUCGGGGACGGAAUGGUGGGCAAGACGUGCCUGCUAAUCACCUACGUCCGCAACGAGUUCCCCAGCGAGUACGUCCCGACGGUGUUUGACAACCACGCCUGCAACAUCACCGUGGACGAGAAGGAGUACGCCCUCACGCUGUGGGACACGGCCGGCCAGGAGGACUACGAGCGACUGCGGCCCCUCAGCUACCCAAAUACCGAUUGUUUUCUCAUAUGCUACUCAAUAUCGAGCAAGACAUCUUUCGAUAACGUUAUUUCAAAAUGGUACCCAGAGAUAAGGCACUUUGCCCCUAACGUGCCCGUUGUACUCGUAGGCACCAAAAGUGAUCUCCGAGUGCACGGCUCCGAGAAGUUUGUCACGACGGUCGAGGGCAAAAAGCUCAAGCACAAAAUCAAAGCUUACUCACUGGUGGAGUGUUCCGCGAAGAAGAAACUCAACCUGGGUGACGUGUUCGACGAAGCCGUCCGGGCCGUGGAGAAAAAACCCCACCACAAGCCACGUGUCUGCACGAUACUCUAGUUCCGGUGGCGAGGGCGUGGUUGGGACCGCCGACCUGUACGGAAGCUUUAUAGACUGUAGAUUUUCUAACGCACUUACAACAACACUACGCACUGGCAGUAGUUGGCGCCAAGGCCAGUGAUGAUAAAAGAAAGAAAAAACAAAACAAAACAAUUAUGGUAGAUGUUCUACUUAACAGCAAACUCCUAUUUAUCUGUACACGUGCGAUCACCGCAAACGACCGUUUCUCCUCGUUGCCUUAUUCGGAAAUAUCAUUCUACCCCUUCACCACAGGAAAGAAAGUAUUCUAGAAAGAUUUCUUACCGAGCUAGUAUUGUGUAUAUUGAUUGAAAUUAUUAUAUUUGAUAAAAAAAAAGGAAGGAAGCUCUAAAUUAGCCAUUGGAAGAGUUCAGAUUUGUACGAUAUCAACCGAAAUUAUUGCAUUCAUUUUUGUUUUCAACAUCAUCCCAAAAUGGAAUAUGUCAUAUUCGUUCACUAGUCAUAUUGAUUUUUUUUCAAAAUACAGAAAAUGUAAUAUAAUAGAAAUAUAUGUAUGUUAAAAAUAACUCACGAAA
Molecule: messenger RNA, 1719 nt
Organism: Culex pipiens pallens (northern house mosquito)
Lineage: Eukaryota; Metazoa; Arthropoda; Insecta; Diptera; Culicidae
Gene: RhoL
Product: ras-like GTP-binding protein RhoL
Exons: 4
Coding region: 605-1165 (186 amino acids)
Biological process (GO): small GTPase-mediated signal transduction
Molecular function (GO): GTPase activity; GTP binding
Source: RefSeq, a predicted model, not a curated record